AAGAUGCCGCCGCCUCCCACGGAGGCAGGGAAGCCAGCACCGGUGCAGCGAGUCCAGCUGGUGACAUCAUCAGGCACACAGACUAGCCCCUCCCCUAAGCCAAGACGGAAGCAGCAUCACUACCACCAUCAUAGGCAUAACGUGGGUCAGCCUGGAGGGGGUGGUGAGGAGGUGGAUGGAAGGCCCGAGGACGGAGACAGGCACAUGAAUGGACAGGCAAGGUCAGGUGUACACGACCAACAUAGCAGGCACAGAAAAGCUAGCAGCUCUUCCAUAUCCUCUGUGUCUCAGACGGCGUUCAGCAAGACGGAAGGCACUGAUCCGUUGGUCGAUCGGCAGCACUCGUCAGGUCGCUCCAGUGAUAGCAGCUCACUGUCGCAGAGCCACGGCUCGCUGGACAGUCCGCAGCGGUCAUCCGACCCCUCGCGCGCGCCUCACAGCCCCCACCGGUCAGACUCCUCCCGCACCCCUCACAGCCCACACAGCCCUCGCCGUUCCGACCCCUCGCGCGCGCCGCUCAGCCCCCAGCGGGCAGACUCGGCCCACACCGCGCACAGCCCGCAGUGGUGUGACGUGUCGCGCACCCCGCACAGCCCGCUGCGCAGUGAGUCGUUGUCGUCGCGUGACGCGGUGUCGCGUGGCGUGGACGUCGCCGUUGCUGAGUCCCCGCGGCCGCAGCGCAGCGGGGUCGGCUCAGCGCGCCGCGGCUCUGACAGCGGGCUGCGUGCGCUAGAGCUCAGCAUACAGACGGUGCCCGAGGACCAGGACAUCGACGCGGUGCCGGCACCGCCACCGCCGCGUCGCGCCGCCAAGGAGGCGCCGAUGUCGCCCAGCUCACAGAGCUCGGCGCAGUCGUCGCGCAGCACGCCGGAGACGGGGGCGGCAGCUCCGCAGCGCGCGGCGCCGCGCACGUACGGCAGCGCCGACGAGACAGCCGCCCUCGGCGGCGCCAGCUUCCAGCGCGGUGGCGCGAGGAGCGCGUCCACCCGCGCCUACCGCUCGCCGCAGGUCAGCCGCCGCUUCCUCGACUCACACAAGUACGCGAAGGAGUUCCACGCGCUGCAGCAUUGCGGCGGCGACGCGGCAGCGCUGGUGGCGGCGUCGCCCGCUGAGCAUUCGGCGACGCUGCAGCAUCCGAAGUGCAGCGAGCACUCGCGCAGCGCGGCCGCGGUCGCGCGCGGUGCGGCGAUCGCGCGUGGAGGCGCCACCGUCGACGCCGCGCGCUCGGAGCGGCUGCGCAGCGCCGAGAUCACGAAGCUGCGCUUGGCGAGCGGCGAGCAUGCGUUGUCGUUGUCGUCGCCGCGGGAACCACAGUCGCAGCGUCUCGUCACCGAUCAGCAGCCGAAGAUGGCGGCGGUGUCGCUGGCGCAGCACCGCACGCACCUCGGCAAGCAGGAACGCAACAAGCAACAUCGGCUGUCGCCCGGCGACUACUCAACGCUGCAGCAUCUGAAGCCAAAGCAGACGCCUGCCGCACCGGGUCACCACGACUACGCAUCACUGACACUUCAGGCGAAGAAGCACGCGAAGGAAGCUGAGGACAUCGCCGCGGCAUCGGCCAAGUACCACAUGUGCAAGACCCUCACCGAUACGUCUCCGCCCGGCCAUGCCCCCCGACCUCGGACGUCAAUGGAGCAGCAUCAGAGAUCGCUAUACCACUCUCCACCUCUUGCUGCCACCACGAGUCCCCCGAUGUCGAUCGCACAGGUGCGACAGACGAGUCGGGAUGCGGCGAUGACGACAUCGCUGUCCACAUCAUUCCCCAACCAGGCGUCCGCGUUCUCGCUCUACCAGGGUCAGCCCGACAACGUAGCACCACUGUCAAUGUCAUACACGGGUCGAGAAGGUGGACAGCUUACAGCACAGGUGCCCAAGACGCAGAAAGUAGUUCCACGAAUGGGAGUCGCCAGUAGUCGAGCUGACCGUGUGCACAUACGCACAAAUCCAUCUGCCUUCCGACCACCGAACCACCCUAGUCACCAAUUACAGCUGCAACAGUUUCUUCAGGAGCAGGAGAAGAGGAGAGAGCUGGUGGACUCGAGCGACGACGAUCUGUACGAGGACGACGACCGUGAGGAGGACGAGGACGACUUUGCAGACGACGAGGAAGGUGCGAGCAAUGCUGACUCAUCCUCGCAGGAGUACCUAGAUGACAACGACUCGCUGAGUGGGAAGUACACAGGCUCUCAGUAUUCUCCGCAAAUGCCCUCUAAGCAUGGCUCCAGCUACCAAGGAAGCAUAGCGGGAGAGGAGAAUAGUGACAGCAGCAGCGCCUUCUCCAUGUCCUCUCCCGGCACGAAGCCACGGCUUGUGGGCGGUCCAGCCUCUGGUGCCAUGGUAACAUCGACAGUCGCCCCUGGCAACCAGCCAUCAAUCAACAGCGCUGAGCAGAACCGAGGUCCACCCGGCUCAAAUCCUCUCAUACAGAAGAAUCGCAAGCCGAUCUGUGAGAACGACAUCGAGAAUUAUGCGCACGCAAAUCUCAACCGCCACAAGAAGGGUCUGUUUGGCAAGAAAGUCUCUGUUGCCAACAUGCUGUCCUGGUCAAAGGAGCCACUCAAGAAACCGAUGAUUGCGACCAGUGACAAGAAAGUGAAGAAAGAAGCUCUAGAGAUCUUUAAACUAAUUCAGAUGUAUAUGUGUGAUCGCAAAUUGAAGAGUGGUAUGACUCAGCUUGGCAUUGCACUAGACUUGGCAAAACGGGGUUGGACGAACAAGGGUCUGCGAGAUGAGCUGUACAUCCAGCUAUGCAAGCAGACGACUGACAAUCGCCGAGCGGAGAGUUUGGAACGAGGCUGGGAGCUGUUAGCCACCAUGUUGAAUUUCUACCCUCCUUCUGUCAAUUUUCAUGACUACCUAGAAGGCUACAUUUACAGAAACAUGGAACCCUCCUUCAAUCAUCCUGAGGUGCCAGUGAAUCACUAUUCAACACACUGCUUCAAGAAGCUGGAAAGGACGUCCAAGACAGGAGCCAAGCGUGGCAUUAAGAAACCAGCGAUGGAGGAGGUUCAAGCAGCAAUCCACUGCAUCUUCCAUCCGUCGAUGUUUGGCACUACUCUAGAUGACAUCAUGGUGCUGCAGGUUGAGCGCUUUCCCAACAGAAACCUGCCAUGGGUGCAAAUAGCCCUAUCUGAAGAGGUGCUCAGGCUACACGGCUGUCAGACGGAGGGCAUCUUCAGGGUUCCGGGUGACAUUGACGAGGUGAACGCGCUGAAGCUGCACGUCGACCAAUGGCAGAUACCGUCGAGCAUCACCGACCCGCACGUGCCCGCGUCGCUGCUGAAGCUGUGGUACCGCGAGCUGUACGAGCCGCUCAUCCCACACUCGUUCUACGAUGACUGCAUCAAGAACUGCAACGACGCCGAGUGCGCGAUCCGCAUCGUCAACAGCCUGCCCGAGAUCAACCGGCAGGUGCUCUGCUACCUGCUGCGAUUCCUGCAGGUGUUUGCAAGUCGGGAGCAUGUCGUCUACACGAAGAUGGACGUGAACAACCUCGCGAUGGUGAUGGCGCCCAACUGCCUGCGCUGCAUGUCCGACGACCCGCGCGUCAUCCUCGACAACACGACGAAGCAGAUGAGCUUCGUGAAGACUCUCAUCACGAGCCUGGACACGAGCUCGCUCGAGGUGAUACUCUGAAGCCAUGCUCAGCCCAGGCUCCACCCGCACCACCGCCACCCCAGCAGCUGCAGCAGCAGCACCAGCACCACCCCAGCAGCUGC
Priapulus caudatus is the source of this 3719-nucleotide messenger RNA. Its product is annotated as rho GTPase-activating protein 39-like. Gene Ontology annotation, biological process: signal transduction. NCBI's taxonomy places the organism in Eukaryota, Metazoa, Priapulida, Priapulimorpha, Priapulimorphida, Priapulidae. Gene Ontology annotation, cellular component: cytoplasm; cytoskeleton. Gene Ontology annotation, molecular function: protein binding; GTPase activator activity. The record is from RefSeq and is a predicted model, not a curated record.